CCAUAUCUUGUUGGACUCGUCCAUGAUUCGAAGAGAGGGGCUGAUGUUCAAAGUGCUUGACAAGACGAGGUUGCAAGGAAAGAAAGCUCUAGGACUCUCCAGGCGUUUGCAGAAAGAUGAAUCUUGCAUACCUCCAGCGGGAUGCACAGAUGUUACUACAUGGCAGACAUGUUGUCAUCAUUGGAAGUUCAGUGAUGAGAUGUGUUUAUAAGGAUUUGGUACUACUACUCCAAGCCAAUAGAUACCUCACCACAGCACAGCUCAAAGCCAAGGGAGAGAAAACCUUUUUGGGUGAUGAGCUUCUGAUGGGAGGCUGCCUGGGUGAGAUGGUGAAUAGUACAAAAUACAGAGAGGUCCGCAGGUACCAUGGUCACAACGUGAUGGUGACAUAUUACUUCAUUGUGAGGUGCUAUGAUGACUAUGUGCAACAAGUCCUAGAAGACCUGGAGCAGAUGAAACCAGAUGUGAUCAUCAUGAGCUCCUGCAUAUGGGACAUGACAAGCUAUGGUUCCAAUGCAAUACCAGCUUAUCGCACUAACAUCAGACGGUUGUUUGACCACCUGAACUUGGUGCUCUCCCCUUCAAGUUUGUUCAUGUGGAUGUCCACUUUGCCAGUGAAUAAGAAACCACGAGGUGGCUUUCUUGAACCCUCAAAGGCAUUCAAUCCAUACAACCCAUGCAACCUCCACCUUGACAUCACUGCAGGUAACCACUGUGCAAGGCUAGAGGCUCUCUUCCAUGGGUACAGUGUUUUAGAUAUGUGUGAACUGUUCACACAACAUGUUCACCUGAGGGCCCCUGAUGGAGUGCACUGGAAUGAGAUCGCCCACAGACGUAUAACCAACAUAUAUCUAACAAAGCUCAGUCAAAGGUGGCACUUUAUGGCACCAUCUCACAGAAUUUUAGGUCUUCAACCCUCACAGCUUAGGCAUUGCCGUUCCUACACCACAGACAGCUUAGCUGAUAGGUAUAUUGGGUAUGGAACCUUGUAUGCGCCUGGGCUUGACCUUGACAACAAUAUCAGUGUACCACGGUUCAGUUUCCAGAAACCUUUGUCAGUUGAGAGGAGCAAAGUACCAUCUACCAGUGGGAAACAAGUUUCCAAUGAAGCAUCAUGUAAAGUUAGCAACAACAACAAAAGUGAUGCCAACGGGAAUGCCAUGAAAUCUUCAAAUGAAACUACUGAAGAGGAGAGUGUUAGUGCUACAAAGGAGGUAGUCCAACAAAGUGAAAAUGCUAAGAUGAGCCAAGAGUGUGAAAAUGCUGCAAAGGCAACUGAAGUCCGUAAAGAUACUGCAGAGUCUACAUCAGAGGGUGAGAGUGAUGUAAAAAUAACUGAAGAGAUUAUAGAUCUAACAAAUAUAUCCCAAGAUAGUGAAAGUGCUAUAACAACAAUCCAAGAAAGUGAGAACAUUUCCCAGACUUCCCAAGAGAAUGACCUUGUCAUGAAGGCAGUCCAUGAAGAUGAUAUUCCAUCAAGGGAACUUCAAGAAAGCAGUGUAAUAGCCAGUAGUAUUCCCAACAGCACAUCUGGUUCAGAGAGUAAAGAGGCUUCAAAUGCAGACACAGAACCAGAGACUGGGGCAUCUGGCAGCAAAAGUAAGGAAGAAAUGGGCAUGAAUGGCCAAGUCAGUGACAGUGAUAUUGUUAUAGUUGAAACUCGGUGUAAACCUCAAAUGUCAGCUGAUGUUCAUGAAUCAGAAGUACCUGUUGAUGACAUGGCUAAAACUCCCACAGAGGAGGCCUCUCAGCUGACUGUCAUAAAAGUAAAAUCUGCAGAAAAAGAAGUCUGCAGCAGUGAAAACACUGUGGAUGUGAAGCCCAUGUCCCAAGUACAACAAGACAACACCAAACAGUCCAGGAAAAUUCCACUCAAGAUUCUAGACGGGAACAAUAUUGAGACUGUUAAACCUUCCACUGGUACAGCAUUAAAAAGGAAGUUGUUUGUUAAGAAAAGUUACAAUGUAGCAGCUGUCAAGAAACGCAAGACUGUGCAUGUCAACCCUAAGCACAGGCAUUUUAACAGUGGUAGGAUGCAGUGGCAGAUGGACUGCCAACAAGUCAAUGGGGAAUUUCAUCACGGCCCAUUUACCCAGCAUUCGUAUGAAGAGAGGCAAUGGUCAGGACCACCACAGGAUCCAGAUUAUAUGGCAAGCUGCCCACAACAGCAGUGGAAUGGCCAACAAGGUGGUUAUGAUAAACACUUGCCACCAAAUUGGAAUCAGCAAGGGGGGUACAAUGGACACUGUCCACCCCAGGAUUGGAGUUGGCAAGAGGUAAGUUGUAGUGCCCCAAACCAGGGAUGGAAUCAAGAAGGUUAUGGCAGAAAUGUUCCAUCACAGGGGUGGAAUCAGGAACAGGGCUACAAAGAGGAAUGGAAUCCACACUGUGGCAACUUUCCAUCUCACAACUUAAACAGGCAAGGGGGCUGUAAUGAGAACUUUAACUAUCAGGAGUGGAGGCAACAAGGGUAUCACUGCAAUAUUAACCCCCCUCAAGAAAACCAAGGCAUGCACAAUUAUGGGAGAGACAUCCAUAACCCAGCAGCACAAAGUGGCACAUGGAACCAGGGCCCUUAUUGCAAUCCAGUUCCUUUGGAAGGAGAUCAGAAUAGUGGCUAUGGAGGUGACUUGCAUGCUCGUAGUGACCCAGUUCGUGGUGGAUGUACAGGCCCAUUUUGGCAGCAGGAAUCAGGAUGGCAGAAUAAUGGAAAUUAUCAGUUAUAUCCAGAGACAGGAGCUUGUGUUAACAGGGGUUUACAGUUUCAGCCUCCCAGUGGUUUUGCAGAAGACAGCUUAAAAGACGUUGCAGCAGAGAAUGAAUGUGCUUGGACCAGGGAGCCAAAAAUGAUGUUUGACUUGAGAACCUUAUUGAAUAGGAGAAGGAGUAGAACAAAUUUGGUUUGAUUUAACAGUAUGGCAUUAAGGUAGUGUGUAACAAGUCCAGUAGAGAACAUUUGAAAGGUGCUUGUCAUUGUUAAGGUGACAGAACUUGAGAUAGAAUAUAGUUUUUUGUGUAUUAAAUAUUUAGGCAUGUUACUUUUAUCACAUCCUAGAUAUUAUCAUUUCUUAACCUGUUAUUACUCAUAAGUAAGCUAUGAUUUUUGGCUUUGUCAGUUUACCUUAAUACCCUAAUUCAAAAGUUUUGAAUAGAUCAAAGUAUUGCACAGAUUUUGAUUUUAAAAAAAUAUAGGAUAUGGUCAGAAACGUGAUCCAGUAAUACAUUUUAAUUAAAAUUAAUAACUGUUGAGUUGCCCUGAGAGAAAAUCUGAUUAGAAUGUUCAAAUCAUGUACAUGCCAUUUUUUAUUAUAGUUUAUGAAGUUAAAAGUUUUUAUUAUUGUAGCUUUAGCUGUCCAUUCAUCAAGGUACCCUUCUAUUUCUUUUUACCACUAAACUUGAGUUUAUAUUGUUUGAAGAUCAAGUCAUUAAAGGACAUUGAGAAAAUUUACAAAA
This is a messenger RNA of Lingula anatina, 3453 nucleotides long. RefSeq lists its product as uncharacterized. Lineage: Eukaryota; Metazoa; Brachiopoda; Lingulata; Lingulida; Lingulidae. The record is from RefSeq and is a predicted model, not a curated record.